Molecule: messenger RNA, 189 nt
Organism: Trichoplax adhaerens
Lineage: Eukaryota; Metazoa; Placozoa; Uniplacotomia; Trichoplacea; Trichoplacidae
Exons: 1
Biological process (GO): regulation of transcription by RNA polymerase II; cell differentiation
Cellular component (GO): nucleus
Molecular function (GO): DNA-binding transcription factor activity, RNA polymerase II-specific; RNA polymerase II cis-regulatory region sequence-specific DNA binding
Source: RefSeq, a predicted model, not a curated record
AAACAUUCCCGACCUACAUUUUCGGGUAGGCAAAUACUGGCCUUGGAAAACGUUUUUCAAAAAACUAGGUACGUGGUGGGACCAGAACGAUCACGCUUAGCUUUCGUGCUGGGGAUGACUGAAAAUCAAGUUAAGGUUUGGUUCCAGAACCGACGUACAAAAUGGCGAAAAAGUCAACCACAUCAUUAA